Molecule: messenger RNA, 3792 nt
Organism: Stegodyphus dumicola
Lineage: Eukaryota; Metazoa; Arthropoda; Arachnida; Araneae; Eresidae
Gene: pasha
Product: microprocessor complex subunit partner of drosha
Biological process (GO): primary miRNA processing
Cellular component (GO): microprocessor complex
Molecular function (GO): heme binding; primary miRNA binding; identical protein binding
Source: RefSeq, a predicted model, not a curated record
GCUCCAGCUCUAGACGCUAGUGGUUUUGCGGAGUACUGCAUUGAAGUAUUUGUGGUUAGAUUUUGAUUGUUAAGCGAUCGAGUAGCGUAGUAAUGCUUUAUAAAAUAUAGUUUAAUUGAAUAAUUUUUAUUUUUAUCUUAAUUAUAUGAAUUUUAUGCAAGAAUUUGCAGAAGCUAUUUUGGGAAAAUUAUUGCAGAUCGUAAUUAAAAGCUGAGAUUCUAAAUAUCAAGGGUAAUUCUGUUGUUUCCCUGUUCAUUUCAUGCUGGAUUAAAAGUUCAGAUUCUAAAUAUCAAGGGGCAUUUAGCUUUGUUCCAUGAAUUUUCAAGAAAUGUCAGACUAGAAGACUAAUUCUGUAUUUUUAUUGGAACUUUAGUCUUUUAUGAAAAGUGCUUAUAGUUUCCUUUUAAUCAUUUUGCAUCAAUGGCGACAAGCAAAGAGUUUUCCCCAGAUACUCGUCAGUCUUUGAAACAAAGAGAAGCGAGGUUGCAAGUAAUUGAUUCAUUUGCUAUGGAAGAUGGCAGUACAAAUUCUGUAGCCAUUGAACCACCCCUGGUCAUGCAAUCGUCCAAUCUACCCUCUGAUGAUGGGUUGGACAUUAGGCAUGGUGGAGGUGGCAUAGAGACAACUAAAGUAAAGGAUGACAUUGAGCCCCCUGAGAAAAAACAAAAGUUUGAGGAGGAGGAUUUUAAUCAUUUAUAUGACACCAGCAGAGACAGCUGUACAGAAAAUUAUAAAGCUAAUGGAAGUCCUGGGUAUAGAUCUGAUGAGCUAUUGAAGAAUGAUGGUUCACCAUAUAUGAAAACUGAAUCACAAAAUAAUGGGACUACUGGAAUGAUGGAAUUUGAUAUAUUGGAUGAAUUUGAGAGUAAUGACAAUGAUAUGGAAGAUGGGUAUUCUGAAGAGGAUUCUGACCUGUCAUUGGAUGAAAUUGAUGCCAUGCUUGAUGCUAGUUUAUUGCAUAGAAAACGUUCUACUAAAAAUGACGGUGGGGAUAAUGAUCUUGAACAUGAAGAAAAACAAAAGGUAAUUUUAAAAGUAAGGGGAAAAGAUCAUUUUGAUGUCUUACCAGAAGGCUGGAUAGAAGUCACUCAUAACAGUGGAAUGCCCAUAUAUUUGCAUAAGCAGACAAGAGUGUGCUCUGUUUCAAAACCAUAUUUUUUGGGCCCAGGUAGUACUAGGAAGCAUGAAAUUCCUGUAUCUGCUAUUCCAUGUUUACAUUAUUUGAAAGAGUUAGAAAAAGAAAAGCAGCAGACUGAGGUUCCAGAAAAUUCAGAGAAUACAGAAGAUAAAAAUGAUGUAUUUCCAUCUGCAAAAUUAGAAAGUGUAAAGGACAAUAAAGAAAGUGGUUCAUUAGAUUAUCUAGCUGUAAGAGAAUACUGCCAGAGAAGGUUUGAAUUUCAAACAAUCACAGUUAAACGCUUUAGAAGUUGGUCUGGAAGAAGAAGACAUCAGAGACAGCUAAAACAGAAACAGCGUCCAUCAUUGCCUGAUAGUACAAAGCUGAUAACAUGCCCACUGCCUUCAGCUGCUGACAAAUGUGCGACAGUUGGAAAUAAUACUAAAAGAGAGUUUAUUAUGAAUCCUAGUGGUAAAUCUCCAGUUUGCAUUCUGCAUGAAUACGUACAACAUACUUUGAGAGUUCAGCCAAGAUAUAUUUUUAAAGAAUUAGAGAGUGCAAAUAUGCCUUAUGGUGCUAUUGUCAUGAUAAAUGACAUGGAGUAUGGCUCUGGAUAUGGAAGUAGCAAGAAACAAGCUAAGUCAGAAGCAGCAAAAGCAGCACUUGAAAUAUUAAUUCCAAAAAUGAAGAUGUUCCCUCCUGAGGGGCAGAGUGGAGAAGAACUUCAGGAUGUUGAGUUCUUUGAUCAAGUACGAGUUGAAGAUCCACGUGUUUGUGAACUUUCUGUGAAAGCUGGACAACCGUAUCCUUACCAAAUAUUACUAGAAUGUUUAAAAAGGAAUUAUGGUAUGGGCGAUACUGAAAUUUAUUUUACAAUGCGGAACUUAAAGCAUCAGAAAAAUGAAUUUUUAAUGAAAGCAGGGAAACAUCAAGUUUCUGUAGUAUGUAAAAAUAAAAGAGAUGGAAAACACAGAGCUUCACAAGCUAUUCUUCAGCUAUUACAUCCUCAUAUUAAUUCUUGGGGUUCUUUAUUGCGAAUGUAUGGAAAAGGAUCCUGUAAAACAUUAAAAGAAAAAAAAGAAGAAGAACAAAGAAUAACAGAAUUACAAAGUAAAGCAUGUGCAAAUAAACCUAAUGUAUCAAUUCUUAACAAGUUAAAAGAAGAAAUGUUGAAAUAUCGAGAAAAAAUGAAAUCGAAGAAACCAAUUGGGAAGCUGAUUCCUGAGCAAAUGGAUUUCUUAUCAACAUCAGAUUCAAAUUUAAAAAAUGUUGAACUAUAAGUUUUAACUAUAUGCAACUUGUGAGAACUAUGUAUGUGGUUUUGUUCAAAGAAUAUAACAUAUGAGUUAUGUCAAGCAAUUUGAGACUGUAAAUUAUAACUGCUAUUACAUUCCUAUAAUUAUUUAUUUGACUGUUUAAUCAUUUUUAACUCUGAUUUUGUUAUUUAAAACUAUGAAAUAGCUACUUAACUUUUAAAGAGAAAAAUUAAUUAUAAAAUUACAGAAACUUCAGACUAACUGGAAUUUAUGAAUAUCUGUUUUCUCAAAUACCUAUGUAAGAAUGGUAGUGUAACUAACAUUCUUACAUAGGUAUGAAGACAUUCCUUGAAUAUAACUUGCUUAUAGCACAAAAUUAGCAAAAGAACAUAAAAUUUAGAAUAUUUAAUUAAAUAUUAAUAUGUUUAGAAUUAGUUAUAUUAUAUUAGUUCAGUAACCUGAAUUAUGCAUCAAAAAGUGAAUUUAUAUCAGUUUAGAGUUUCCUUAAAGUAGCACUGUCACCCUGCAUGGAAACCUUCCUGAAAUUCUGUUUUUUAUAUUUCAAAGUUGGCAGCUGUGUGAAAACUCUGUGAAGUCAUGCUACUGCUCUAAGUCAGUAGUACUGUGUGAAAUGACCUAUUUUACCAUUUGGUAAAGUGCCCCAUAUGCUUAUUUUUGUUCUGUUCUGUCCAGUGAAUAAAAUCCGAAUAUUUUGCAUUUAUGGAUUCAAACUGCAUAAAGUAAAUAAAUACUUUUAAUAUGUAUUUGUAUCUAUACAGAGAGAGAGAGAGACGAAGACAAAAUGAUUUUUUUCCCAUUGAAACAUUGUUCCCUUUUGAAAUAAUUCUUUCUACUUGGAAACAAAAGCACUUAUACUGAAAAUUAGCCAUAUUUCAAAUUUGAAAGAACUAUGUUUAAAAUUUAACCCUCUGACUGACCAAGCCAUACAUAUAGAGAACUAGAAUAUUUUUGUAAUGUCUUUAAAGAAAUAUAUUUACGUACAUCUUGAAGUAUGCUUAAGGAUUUAAGGCAAUAUACUAAGAGUAAAUAAAUAAAGAGGUAUAGGCCACAGGCAUUUUGGCAUUAAAAUAAAAAAAAUUAUAAAAAAAAAAAAAACUCAAGAAGUCAUUUUGGGAAAAAUUGAGGUUUCAGAACAAAACCCUUAGUCAGUUAAGAGGGUUAAAAAAAUUACUUGAUUUUUACAAUUAAUGAGCUAUAGAACAAAAAUCAAGUAAAUGUUAAUUUUUUCUAAAAUUUCAGGAACAUGAACUGCUUUAUUUUUAUUUGGUAAUAGCAAAUGUAAUUGAAUUUUAUUAACUAAUAAAUAGUAAAUUCUAUUUGAAUUCCAUGCUUGAUUCAACACUGAAAUUUCCUUGUAUUUGUGUUUGCAGUUGUGAAUAAAGAUGUCAAAUAACUGAA